Atta colombica is the source of this 4030-nucleotide messenger RNA. RefSeq lists its product as uncharacterized. NCBI's taxonomy places the organism in Eukaryota, Metazoa, Arthropoda, Insecta, Hymenoptera, Formicidae. The transcript is spliced from 13 exons. The record is from RefSeq and is a predicted model, not a curated record. Gene Ontology annotation, molecular function: oxidoreductase activity, acting on CH-OH group of donors; flavin adenine dinucleotide binding. Bases 1 to 3975 code for a protein of 1324 amino acids.
AUGGGCAUCGAAAGCUUUCUGGCAGGAGGUUUGACUUCAGCAUCAACUAGUGGACUUUCAUUCUUCUUUCCGAUUCUUGCUGCGACACUUGCCUAUUUUCAUUAUGAAGUUCUGGAUAAUGAAGCAUCACCAAUCAACGUGCCGUCAGAGAUGCUAUUACCUUCGUAUCACUUUAUAGUAAUAGGCGGUGGUAGUGCAGGAGCUGUAAUUGCCAAUCGUCUAUCCGAAAUUGAAGAUUGGAACAUAUUGUUGCUAGAAGCAGGCGGUGACGAACCUGAGAUCUCGGACGUACCUCUUUUCGCCGGAUAUCUUCAACUGAGUCAGCUGGAUUGGCAAUACAAGACUGAGCCACAUGGUGAUUCUUGCCUAGCAAUGGAGAAUGGCCGUUGCAAUUGGCCUCGAGGUAAGGUUCUGGGCGGAAGCAGCGUGCUUAAUUAUAUGCUCUAUUUAAGAGGCAACAAACGAGAUUACGACAUUUGGGAGCAGCAGGGUAAUCCUGGCUGGGGUUCGCAUGAUGUCCUGCAUUACUUCAAGAAAUCCGAGGAUAACCAGAAUCCUUACUUGGUUCACACACCGUAUCACGCGAGCGGCGGAUAUUUGACGGUGCAGGAGGCACCGUGGCACACACCCCUAGCGACGGCCUUCGUCGAGGCUGGUCAAGAAAUGGGAUACGAAAAUCGCGAUAUUAAUGGCGAAUUUCAAACCGGCUUUAUGAUCGCUCAGGGCACUAUUAGACGUGGCAGUCGUUGCUCCAGUGCAAAGGCUUUUCUUAGGCCAGUCAGACUCAGGAAGAAUCUGCACAUAGCAAUGCACGCGCACGCUACUAAAGUGCUGGUGCAUCCCAAAACAAAGUAUACCUAUGGAGUAGAAUUCGUCAGGAACGACAAAGUUUUUCGUGUGCGCGCAAAGAAGGAAGUAAUUGUAUCUGGCGGGGCCAUAAAUUCGCCGCACCUACUUUUGCUAUCAGGAAUUGGGCCGAAGGAACAUUUACGAGAGCUCGGUAUUCCCGUGAUUCAAGAUAGCAAGGUAGGCAGCAAUUUGCAGGAUCAUGUUGGCUUGGGUGGACUUACAUUCAUGGUUAAUCAAGAGAUUUCUAUGGUGGAAAAACGGCUUCAUAACAUCCAGACGUUGAUGGAAUACGCUGUACUGGGCAGUGGACCUUUGACGGUGCUUGGAGGUGUUGAGGGCGUCGCCUUUGUUAACACCAAAUAUGCAAACGCUUCGCUGGACUUUCCCGACAUCGAGCUGCAUUUUAUUUCUGGCUCGACGAAUUCGGAUGGCGGCAAGCAAUUGAGGAAAGUUCAUGGACUAACGAAGAAGUUCUAUGAUGCCGUUUUCGGACCGAUCAACAACAAGGAUGCAUGGAGUGUGCUUCCAAUGUUGCUACGACCAAAAAGUCGCGGUGUAAUCAAGUUGCGCAGUAAAAAUCCAUUCGAUUAUCCUCUCAUUUAUCCGAAUUACUUCAAGGAAGCGGAGGACAUCGCCACAUUAGUAGAGGGAGUGAAGAUUAGUGUGGCCCUGAGCAGGACCAAUGCCUUUAAGCGAUUUGGAAGCGAGCUCAACUCACGACAGUUUCCAGGAUGCGAACAUAUACUUAUGUAUACUGAUUCUUACUGGGAAUGUAUGAUCAGGUACUAUAGUUACACCGUCUACCAUCCCGUUGGCACGUGUAAAAUGGGUCCUUACUGGGAUCCCGAGGCUGUCGUCGAUCCGCAGCUUAGAGUCUAUGGUGUAACUGGAUUGCGCGUGAUUGAUGCUUCAAUCAUGCCAAACCUCGUAAGUGGAAAUACGAACGCGCCAGUAAUUAUGAUAGCCGAGAAAGGCGCAGAAAUGAUUAAGGAAUAUUGGUUGAAAUUUCCGAGGAACACAGAUAGCUAUUGUACAUACAACAUGCCAAAAAUGCCAAUUCGAAAAGUUAAGAGAGUUGGGGUAUUGGCUAAUAAAAGAUCACAAUUCUUAAAGACACAUUAUAAGGAAUUACGAUCCUAUAGACCAUUAUAUGAAAAAUUGAAGCAUAAUAAUAAUCACUUAGCAAAAGCGCUGUCUAAAGAAAAACAGAACAAUCAAGAGUUGUUCACACAGAAUGUAGAGCUAGUAGGAGAGAUUCAACAGUUAAAUCUAAUAUGUAACACACGAAAUACUGUAAUUUCGAAUGUACUGAAUAACGCAAAAGAAAUAUUAAAAAUGUUAGUCACAAUGACUGGUUAUAUGACAAAUACUAUCUCUAUGUGUCAAGAGCUUGUUGCUUCCAAUACUGCUGUGAGGUUGUCUACUUCAACUGGAAGUAAAGAACCAUCUGCUAGAUUAUCAACAAAAUCGCCAGCAAAAGGAGUGGUAAAACCUAUGGUGGGUGGGCAUACGAUUACUAAGCCUACGAUAAAUUUAAGUCGGAUUAAUAUGCAAAAUAUUAAUGUAUCAAGACUGUCUGCUAUACCAGAAGCAAACACACCCACUAGAAGUUCGGAGAAUAGAUCUCCGACUUCAUCAACCUUUAUGUCUCUUAGAUAUGAAAAUGGUCAUACAUGCAGAUUACCAGAAAGAUUAACAAUUUCUUCACCCAGAGUUAAUGAUGAACAAAGAUUAAGAAGAAGAAGAACUCAUCCAAAAAGAUUGUCAAUAUCUUUUUCACGAUCGGGAAAUAGAUGGUCCAAUGAAAGUCCAACAACUGCGGGACAUAUUAACGUAAUUGACAACCGAAUUGACAUUGAAAAUCAAGAGAAUCAUGACACGUCUGACGAUCAUCUGACAGAUAGAAUAAACGCAAUAUCAGAAUCACAGGUGCCUAUUAACUCGAACGAGAAAAAUGAAACACACGUAGACACAUCGAAGUCAGAUCCUGAUAUACAAAUAAAUAAUAAAAUCUCUAAAGAUUUUAGUAAGAAUUCGAGUGUAACGGAAAGUUCUAAACUGCAAAAUAAUACUAGAACUUGGGAGGAAGAGGAUCCAUUGGAAGGUCCAAGUUGGAUGUUCAACAAUACCAUACCACCACGAGAUAAUGAGCCGGAACUCGAGAAUGAUGACGUCUCUGAUGUUAAUAAUAAUACGUCACAAGUAAUAGUGUAUGAUGAUUCUAGUGCUACAGAAAGCAACAUAGGAGAUAUAUCGAAUUUAAAUGAAUCUAUGAAUGAUAUGCAAACUCCAGAGAGAUAUCACCUUGCCGAUCGUUCCGAGUGUGACUCUUAUAUGCAUGAUACGAACGAUAGUAUUUGCGAGAUACUUCCGACAGCGGCCAUAUCCAAUGAUAAAAAAAAUUUAGAUAACAUAGAAGACAUAGAAGGUAAUGCAAAUGAUACAAUGAAAUUUACGAGCUUCGUAACGCUGAGACGAGGGCAUUCUGAAGCACCGGAAGAGACAGAAGACUUUACCUUAAUGUUACGUCCACCAAGACAAAAUAUGCAAUUCGAUAUUAACGAACUGCGACUGCCUGUUAUGGAGGAAUCCAUGAUAAAUAAUUCCGAUGUUAAUAACGAAAUUGAUACUAAAGUAACCGCCACGAUACCAAGAGUUACGAAUAUUCCGAUCGCAUCUGUAUCGAAUCAAAGUUUAGAUAAAUCUGAUUAUAACCAUAUCACGAUAAAAGUGCCAAUAAUUCUAGUUGGCGAUCAUCAGAGAACGUCGACAUCACAAAAAACAAAGCAUUCCAGUAAUAAGAAAUCGAGGACACCGAAUAUGAAAGAUAGAACGACUCACGCUGAAAAUUCUCCGACAAUUAAAAAUAAGGCGAAACUGAAAAAUAAAUCUAAAAGUAAUCGUGAUCCUAGCACAGCAAAAGUCGUUUUAGAGAAGCUAAAUGAAUCUCAUGUUAAAUCGAACAUGAUUCAGAAUAUUAAUAAUGUCAUGAGAAAUACCAUGUCUAAUGAAGAUGAUCAACAAGAUUUGGAAAGUAGCAGCUAUCCUUCUAAUCGCCCUAAACGAAGAAAGGCGCCGACAAAUUUGAAAGAACCUAAAUUGAAUAAGAAACUAAGACGAGGUUAAUAAGAAAGAGACUGAUAUGCAUUAUCAAGAUUUAAUGAAGAAAAUGAUUACUCGC